This is a messenger RNA of Candida dubliniensis CD36, 3513 nucleotides long. RefSeq lists its product as uncharacterized. The record is from RefSeq and is a predicted model, not a curated record. The transcript has a single exon. The coding region runs from base 1 to 3513 and encodes 1170 amino acids. Lineage: Eukaryota; Fungi; Ascomycota; Pichiomycetes; Serinales; Debaryomycetaceae.
AUGUUGCUUAAUACUGCUAUCCAUUACUGGAUAUUUUUAUUAUCCAUUGUUAGUUCAUCCUGGAUUAAAUAUCCAAUUGAAAUUCCAAGUAUUCCAGGACAGCAUAAAGAACCAACUCAUACUUUGGAUUAUAUCGAAGAAGCUCAAAAUACAUGUGACAAAGAUUCAGAAAUAAACAAUGAUUUAUAUUGUUACCCGCAAUGUUUCAAUAAGGAAGAUGAUCAGCCAAAGUUAGACCAAUGUUGCUUUAAUGAAAAUGGUAGAGUGUUGUACCCAAAGCCUUGUUCUGAGACUUCGGAUGAUUUGGGUACCACUACAGAUGAUGCUACUGUCGACCCAACGUCACUGAUUACCACAGACUUAACUAGCGCUACAACCACUGGUACAAUUGAUGACGUUGAAGAGUAUCCCCAAUGUUUCAAUAAGGAAGAUGACCAACCAAAGAGGGAUCACUGUUGCUUUGAUGAUAAUGAUAGAGUGUUGUACCCAAAACCAUGUUCUGAGACUUCUGAAACUUCCGAGAGUGAGGCUACAACUACAGCAGAAACAACCACUGAAUCAGAGUCAAUUUCAAUUACCACUUCAUCAGACAACAGUGACAGCACUGAAACCGCUGAUAUUGAUAAGUACCCGCAAUGUUUCUACAAAUACAGCAACCAGCCAAAUAGAGAUCGUUGCUGCUUCAACAACCGAUACCAGGUGUUAUAUCCAUGGCCAUGUGGUGAUUCAUCUGAUGAUGUAAAUGCAUCUACUACUGAUGACACAAAUGAUGAAAUCUCACAAACAACCACUGAAUCAUCCAGCACCGCCACAGACAUUGAGGGCGGAGACGAUGAAAACAACGACGUGGAAGAGUAUCCCCAAUGUUUCAAUAAGGUAGAUGAUCAGCCAAAGUUAGACCAAUGUUGCUUUAAUGAAAAUGGUAGAGUGUUGUACCCAAAACCUUGUUCUGAAACUUCGGAUGAUUUGGGUACCACCACAGAUGAUGCUACUGUCAACCCAACGUCACUGAUUACCACAGACUUAACUAGCACUACAACCACUGGUACAAUUGAUGAUGUUGAAGAAUAUCCUCAAUGUUUCAACAAAAAGGAUGACCAACCAAAGAGGGAUCACUGUUGCUUUGACGAUAAUGAUAGAGUGUUGUACCCAAAACCAUGUUCUGAAACUUCGGAUGAUUUGGGUACCACUGCAGAUGAUGAUACUGUCAACCCAACGUCACUGAUUACCACAGACUUAACUAGCACUACAACCACUGGUACAAUUGAUGAUGUUGAAGAAUAUCCUCAAUGUUUCAACAAAAAGGAUGACCAACCAAAGAGGGAUCACUGUUGCUUUGAUGAUAAUGAUAGAGUGUUGUACCCAAAACCAUGUUCUGAGACUUCUGAAACUUCCGAGAGUGAAGCUACAACUACAGCAGAAACAACCACUGAAUCAGAGUCAAUUUCAAUUACCACUUCAUCAGACAACAGUGAUAGUACUGAAAUCGCUGAUAUUGAUAAGUACCCGCAAUGUUUCUACAAAUACAGCAACCAGCCAAAUAGACAUCGUUGCUGCUUCAACAACCGAUACCAAGUGUUAUAUCCACGGCCAUGUGGUGAUUCAUCUGAUGAUGUAAAUGUAUCUACUACUGAUGACUCAAGUGAUGAAAUCUCACAAACAACCACUGAAUCAGAGUCAAUUUCAAUUACCACUUCAUCAGACAACAGUGACAGUACUGAAAUCGCUGAUAUUGAUAAGUACCCGCAAUGUUUCUACAAAUACAGCAACCAGCCAAAUAGACAUCGUUGCUGCUUCAACAACCGAUACCAAGUGUUAUAUCCACGGCCAUGUGGUGAUUCAUCUGAUGAUGUAAAUGUAUCUACUACUGAUGACUCAAGUGAUGAAAUCUCACAAACAACCACUGAAUCAGAGUCAAUUUCAAUUACCACUUCAUCAGACAACAGUGAUAGUACUGAAAUCGCUGAUAUUGAUAAGUACCCACAAUGCUUCUACAAAUACAGCAACCAGCCAAAUAGACAUCGUUGCUGCUUCAACAACCGAUACCAAGUGUUAUAUCCACGGCCAUGUGGUGAUUCAUCUGAUGAUGUAAAUGUAUCUACUACUGAUGACUCAAGUGAUGAAAUCUCACAAACAACCACUGAAUCAGAGUCAAUUUCAAUUACCACUUCAUCAGACAACAGUGAUAGUACUGAAACCGCUGAUAUUGAUAAGUACCCGCAAUGUUUCUACAAAUACAGCAACCAGCCAAAUAGACAUCGUUGCUGCUUCAACAACCGAUACCAAGUGUUAUAUCCAUGGCCAUGUGGUGAUUCAUCUGAGAGUAGGACCACAUCAGAGCUAGAAAUCUUUAGUGAAACCGAGUCAUCAUUUGUCACAACUUCUUCCGAUGAAAAUAUUGGUACGUCAAGUGAGUUGACAGUAUCUUCCAGUAGCGACUUUAUUUCGACAAGUCAAAAUGUGCCUGAAGCAACUACCAUUGGUAAUUCAACUAGUAUUAUUGAGUCAUCAACAACUGGAGGUGUGCUCCCGAUAACUCGACCAAUUUUAUCCGUACUGGAUAUUGAGUCCUCAAUAAGUGAUGCUACUGAUUCAAAGGGAAGUAGCAAUCCUACAUCCACUAUGGAAGACGGUCAUUCAUCUGAGGAAAUGCUCACAACAACAAGUGGACAUAAUUCCUUACCUAGUAACUCAGUUCCAAUUUCAACGCAAACUAGUUGGCGCACCAGCGUUGCUGGUAUCUCGAGUAACGAAGUGUUGAAAACAUCAGCUGGUUCUGCCAAUUCGUCGGGUACUACUAGUGAAACUGGGUUAUCAUCAUACGAAACUGACAACCCAAAGAAGUCCGGUACUACUGAUUAUGAAUCAAAUAGGUCUAUUCCAACACUGUCUGGUAAAGGUACUGGCUUGAAAGAUAGAACUACUUCAGCUCUUUCAGAAGAUAUAGACAUUCAGUCAACCACAAUUGAUGGCAUUACAAAAACUAUACAAACGACCGUUUAUGUUACCACAUCCCCUGAUAAGUUGGUUACUACUGAAACUGCUGUGAUUGUUGUGGUAACUAAUGAUUCUACUGCAACAACCUAUACUGAAAUGAUUCAAACUACAGUUGUUGAAGGUAAAACGUUGACAACUACUAUUCCAAUUCCUCAAGACAAAACCAACAAAAUAUAUGGGAUAGAAUAUAGCACUAUACUUCCAACUACAUUACCAAACGGUCAAGUUACCAGUAUCAUUGAGAAAAUUGCGGUUGCUGUUAAUGAUCAAGGACAAAGAGUUACAAAGACAGCUCCACUCGAAAUUGGUGCUUAUACUACAAAAGGUUUCGAGAUCAGUCAGGACAACAAUGAUAUGGGAAACUUAGUAGCAGAAGGGUAUAAUCCAUCUGCUGGGCUUGGUGGCUCGACACCGAUUGCUUCAAUAAGUGCGGUUUCAAACGAAAAUUCAGCAUCCUUGUCCAAAGUUAACCUGUUAUUAGUCAAAUUUUUGCUUUUGGUAUUAUUGAUUGUUUAA